Molecule: messenger RNA, 1399 nt
Organism: Condylura cristata (star-nosed mole)
Lineage: Eukaryota; Metazoa; Chordata; Mammalia; Eulipotyphla; Talpidae
Gene: HPCAL4
Product: hippocalcin like 4
Exons: 4
Coding region: 129-704 (191 amino acids)
Molecular function (GO): calcium ion binding
Source: RefSeq, a predicted model, not a curated record
GAGCAGGGAGGCGGCUUCGGCGCGGACCUCCGAGAGGCUGUCCACCAAGCCCGAGCCAGUCCCUGUCCCAGCGGCCCGCCGAGGCUCGGAACCAUCCAGCGACCCGGCGAGCGGCCCCAGGCCCCGCCAUGGGGAAGACCAGCAGCAAGCUGGCUCCAGAGGUGCUGGAGGACCUGGUUCAGAACACCGAGUUCAGCGAGCAGGAGCUGAAGCAGUGGUACAAGGGCUUCCUGAAGGACUGCCCCAGCGGCAUCCUCAACCUGGAGGAGUUCCAGCAGCUCUACAUCAAGUUCUUCCCCUACGGCGACGCCUCCAAGUUCGCGCAGCACGCUUUCCGCACCUUUGACAAGAACGGAGAUGGCACCAUCGACUUCCGGGAGUUCAUCUGUGCCCUUUCGGUCACCUCCCGCGGCAGCUUCGAGCAGAAACUCAACUGGGCCUUUGAGAUGUACGACCUGGAUGGCGACGGGCGCAUCACGCGCCUGGAGAUGCUGGAGAUCAUAGAGGCUAUCUACAAGAUGGUGGGCACGGUGAUCAUGAUGCGCAUGAACCAGGAUGGGCUCACACCACAGCAGCGUGUGGACAAGAUCUUCAAGAAGAUGGACCAGGAUAAGGAUGACCAGAUCACCCUGGAGGAGUUCAAGGAGGCAGCCAAGAGUGACCCAUCCAUUGUGCUACUGCUGCAGUGUGACAUGCAGAAGUAGAGGCUGGUGAGGGGCAGGGCCCCUGGCCAGGAGGGGCGUGGGCUCCUCCCCAAGCAAUGACCUCUCUGGCUGGCCCUUUCCCCAGAGAGAGGGGAACUCCAGCCUUACUCUUUGGCUUACCCACCCUCUGCCCAAGUUCUUACUCCCCUCAGUCAAGAUCCUUGAGGGACCACCUCACCCUGGAAGUGAGACAGAUCCUCAGGUAUCCUGUCAUCUAGCCCCACCCCCAAUCUUGGCCCAGAACCCAACAUCUACUGGGCGUGGGAGAGCUGGCUUUUGCCCCAAGAGCAGGGUUAAGGAAGGUGGGGCUCUGGGGUUCUGCUUUGAAAUUCUGUUGUUCUUGGGAUUCUUCAUUAUAGGAUGGGGUGCCACAGACCCCAGUGAAAGGGCCAGAUUGUCUUUUGCUGAGGACCCAGACCCCUUCAUGCUCCCCUGACUCUACCUGGUCCCUCUGGCCCCCGUCUUUGGAGUGUUCAUUCAGUCCUGUCUUCAGCUGAUGUUUAUUGAGCACCUGUUCAGUGCUGAGCACCUGGAGGUGCUGAGGAAGUGUUAGUUUACAAGGCAGGCACCUUCUAUGCCCUCUGGAAGCUUCUAGGGCAGUGAGAAAAACUUGCGGUGGUCAGGGUGUCAGAUGAGCCAUGGAGCACUGCUGAGCAGAGGGUGUGGCAAGACAGGUCAAGUUGAGGAACUAUUAA